Molecule: messenger RNA, 576 nt
Organism: Macadamia integrifolia
Lineage: Eukaryota; Viridiplantae; Streptophyta; Magnoliopsida; Proteales; Proteaceae
Product: glycine-rich RNA-binding protein 1-like
Exons: 2
Coding region: 1-576 (191 amino acids)
Molecular function (GO): nucleic acid binding
Source: RefSeq, a predicted model, not a curated record
AUGGAUUUGGUCAUGGAUUAUAUCCAUCCAAAAAGUUGCUACCCAAAUCCAAUUAUCGAAGAAAACCCAGAAAAAAUAACAGAAAUUAAGCAAACAAAAAUGAGACAAUGUGAGAGAAAAUGGAACCUACCUGAAUUGAUUUCAGCUGCAGAAACUCAAAAACCUUGUACACAAACAGUUCGUGCGAAGGAACCAAACAAAUCUUUCAUCGCAGAGAGUGAGAGAUUGAAAGAUCUCUUUGUGACUUUCCGUGAUGAGCAGGCGAUGAGGGAUGCUAUUGAAGGGAUGAAUGGCCAAAGCCUCGACGGUCGUAAUAUUAUCCUCAAUAAAGCACAUAAUAGAGGAAGCAGUGGUGGAGGUGCUUGCCAUAGUGGUGCCUGCGGCGGAUACGGUGGUGGUGGCUACAGUGGAGGUCGACGUGAUGGUGGUGGUGGUAGGUACAGCCGCGGUGGUGGCUGUGGAUACAGUCGCGGAGGUGGUUGUGGAUACUGUCACUGUGGUGACUGUGGUGGUUAUGGAGACGGUGGAUCUCGUUACUCGGGUGGCGGUUCCUCCGAUGGCAAUGGGAGGAACUAG